AUGGACUGGGGGAUCGUUGAGAGGAAUCAAUGUCAGUCUCGAAAGUGGAAUCGCAGCAUUCCUUUUGUGAUCUUUUCAGGAGGGCAAUGGUACGGAUCCGUUGCGCAGCGUAAGGCGAAGAAGACAUGGGGCGAGCGGCUCCGGCUGCCGGCCCUGCCGAAGCUGCGAGAGCGGUGGAAGGACCGCGACGGGCCCGGCAACCCGGCCCGAAUGGCCAUCAACUACGGCACGAAGCCGCCCGGGUCCACCUACGGCACCGUGACGAGCCAGAGCGCCUUGGCCAAGUCCAUGGAGUACGCGGAGCCCUGGCUGUAUGCCACUUACGGCCGCAGCGCCGGGGCGCCGCCGAAUCCUGUCCGCGACUUGGCCCGAACGGCGCCAGUGGUGCAGGCCUGGGACCCGAAACCGCGUUUGCCCAUGCCCAAAGCCGGGGUCCCGGAAGCGGUGUAUGAAGAGAUCGCCGGACCGGGUUUCGACUUGGACGAAUUCAUUUGCGCGUGUCGGGCCAAACUGUCCGCGAGUCAACGAUCGCGCACUAAAUUCGUCAAAGAUUGCAAGAGCGCUCGCAGGUCGACGACCACCGGGAGAAACAAGACCAAAGGCCGCUCGCGCCCGAGCCUCAACUCGGUGCUCAGCUCCACAGAGGACCCCUACUCGUUCAUGCGCAAAGCCAGGCUGCUCACCGGGACGAGCAACAGUAGUUCGGAAAGCUUCCAUCGUCCGGCUACAUUGGUAGAGGUGGAGGAGUCUUCGUACCAGGAAUUCCCCGACUAUAUUUCCGCGAAGAAGAACAGAUUCGCGACUGUGCACUCCAUACGGAGUGGAACCAAAACUCGGGGUCCAUUGCCGGUGGAUUUCGCGCCUCCGGUGUCGAUUUCCUCCUCGGAGCCGGCGUUUACUCUCGAUAAUACGGACGACUCGCGCGAUUCUGCAUACUCGCGAGGAGCCGUCGGUGGCAAGGAGCCCGACACCGCGUCGCAAUGGGACAACAGCUCGUUCGAAGAGGAAUUUUUCGACGCAAGUGACCGCAUUUCCAAUAACGGACUCGCGUCCCCACCUCGUAAAUCAAUCCUGGAGUGCAACGUCAACGCCUACGACUUGAUGAUGCGGUUGGGCAGGUCGGAUUUCUUAGGCUACGACAGUGGCAGCGACGAACUGAGCGACAACGCUCUGCAGCUUGAAGCGAGAUCCAUGCCAGCCAAACGGAUUCCGAAAUUCACAGAUUACAACAAGAACGAAGUGCUUGGUGGGAUUCGUCUGCGAAAUGGGCCGCCGUCAUAUCAGCUGCUCAGCGACGGCGAAGGAGAAGAAGCGUCGUCGUCCAGCGAAUGCACAGUGAACACGAGCAACAACAGCAGUCUUUACGGUAUCGGGACAAUGUCCAGCAACAAUUCGUCGACGAUGCUCGACGAAAGCGUCGAUUACGUGAAAAUGCCGAACGACGACGGUGUUUUCAAGGCUCCAGUUCCGCCGCCUCUGCCGGAUCGAUAUCCCGUGAAAAUGAGCGGCGAACCUCUGAUGGCUGGUUCGAUACCUCCGCCGCCGCCGUUGCCACCGCCACCACCGCCGAUGCCGUUGGCGCAGCAUGGUAGGGAUAACUCCUUGAACGAAUCCGACUCGUCGUCCACGUCAGGCAUCAGCGAUGAUUCGGACGCCCCGAAAAGGCCGCCUCGGCAGAAAAGAGAUCAACCUGUUGUCAAGCGGGUUUCCUCGUGUGACUCAGUGUCGAAUACGUUGGUUAACCCGCAGGACGCUGUGAUUAACCAGCUCAAGUCAAUUUUGAAGAAACCACCCCUGCAACCCGUUGAAAGAUCGAGCGUAAGCGUAUCAAGAAAGCAUUCCGUCGCUGAGGAGCCGAAAGAACCCGCUCAGCUGGGCAGGCACUUGGCCCGGAGGUCGGAGUCGGUAGACGAACUCGAAACCCCGUCGCACGACAAGCAACGCAAAAAGAAGCAAGUCCAGUUCCGAUCCAGUGCCGACAUCACGGUCCUAUCGAGGGACUCGAUGAGCGACGACUUCAGCGAAGAACUCGAGUCUGAGCUCGAGUCCAUCUUCAAACGAAUGAAGUUGAGCUCACGUUGGGGCACGCAGGUUGCUACCACCGCCGCUGUCAGUGCCGCCGGCGACGAGAUGGAUCCUGCCCGCGAGGAGCAGGACGACGCGGCGGCGGCGGCAGCGGACGCCGACACUGAACCCGGGUCGCCGCCGGGCGCGGAGUUCAACCCGUGCGACGAGCAACACCCAGCCUUGCCCGAAGCUGUGGCGGUGCUCGAGGCGUCCGCUUCUACGUCUGUUAUAGUUGCUGUUUCCGACUCGGUGGUGUCAGGAAAGGUUGGAGUCACGUCAAGCACUUCUUCACAACGUUCUCGCUGCGAAAGAGGGUGUCUUUCUUUUAUGAAAGCACCCACAAGAACUGAAGUGGAAGAAAGCGUCCGAGUCACGUGGCAACUUUCCGCCAGCCUAGACGAAAAGCUCUCCCCGCUUUUCUUCUUCUCGCCUACCGGAGAUACGGCAGAACUUGAGCCAGCUUUUGUUCCUGCCUUCGGGCGUAACUCGAGUUGA
Messenger RNA from Notodromas monacha, 2562 nucleotides. The record is from the annotation of a GenBank genome assembly. NCBI's taxonomy places the organism in Eukaryota, Metazoa, Arthropoda, Ostracoda, Podocopida, Cyprididae.